AUGAUUAGUUUAAAUACAGAUGAAGAUUUAAAUAAUUUCCAAAGAAGAAAUGUUGAAUUGGUUAAAUUCCCUCCAUCAAUGUAUUAUAAAACUUAUGAAGAAUUAGGAGAGAAGUUAGAUGAAUUAGAAGGAAUCACAGUUGUAAGUGGAAGCAUCUGUACUGUUGGACCUUUUAGUAGUUUCAAAUUGAAUGAAUCUCAAGAUCCAGUGAUAAUACCGACAGAUAUGAUUAAAGAAGAAACCACACCUACACCGGAUGAAAAGCCAUUACGAAAAAAACCACGAAAGUCACUUGCAAUAUCAAUACAAGAAGAUUCCCCUGUCUCCUCCAGUAAUAUAGAUACAAUAGCACCUUCGUCUACUCCUACUCCACCAAUUAGUGCAAAUAUCCAUGACUCCCUCUUUUCCAAGACAAGCAAUUCCUGGGUCCAUUAUGAAUUAUUAGAUUAUGCUAAAUUGACUAUUCUUGCAAUAAAAGGAACAGAUUAUAAAUUCAAUGAACAGAAUAUGUUACAUAUCUUAUAUCCUAAAUUCUUUCCAAACUUAGAUUCUGAUGAUUGGUUUGCUAAUGCUCAAUUGGUAAAUAAUAAACUAUACAAGCUUUCAAAGACAUCCCUUGAAAUCUUUCCUUUAUUUCCAAAAUUAUUAAAUGAAUUCACUUCAGAUAUAUUUUCAUUUAAUAGAAUGAUAUUUUCAUAUAAUUAUUUCGAUAUUCAUGUCAUGCCAGCUGUUAAAAAAAUUAUUGGAGAAUUUGUAUGUUAUGAUUUCACUUCAUGGGAUUUAAACAAAUUACAUCAUGAUAAUCAAGACAAUCAAGAUAAUCAAAUCGAUCCUACUCCAGAUGAAUUAAUAACAGAUAUAAAGCUUGCCAUUAUCGAUCUAGUGUUAGGUUUAGCCGCAUUUAAAUAUUCAUGUAAAUAUACUAAAUCCGUUUCAAAUGAUGCAGAUAAAUAUCAUGUUGAUGAGUAUUUACGAAUAAGUAUAGAAUUAAGGAAAUUGAGUAUAACAAUAAUAAAUUAUCAUUUGGAUGAAUAUGAUAAUAAUAGUGAAAUCCUCGCUGAGAUAAGUAAAUCAGAACCAAAAUAUGAGGAAUAUGAAAGUUUAUUAAUUAUGGCCUUGAUUUUCCAAAUUGAAUUAGAUUGUAGACUUAGUGUCUUUGAAAAUUUGGAACUUAUAUUUGCAAUUGGAGAUUAUAUUAUUAAGAAUAAGCUUAAACAUCAAAAAUUAACUAAUUUUACCAAAUUCUUAAUUCAAGUAUUUAAGAUAUCUCAUAUUUUUUACGAAAGUACACAAGCAGUGAAUAUUUUUAAUUAUUCAAUAAGCAAGGGUGAUGAAGAAAUUAAUUAUCGUGACUUGAAUGAGAAUUAUGAUUUGAUAAGUAUGAGUGAUGGAGAAGAUGAUGAUGAAGUAGAUGACGAUGAUGAUGAUGAUGACGAGGACGACAACUAUGGCAAUCAGAAAAACGGAAGGGAAAGCUCUUCAAAGAAACUACAGAUAAAACCGACGAUAAACAAUCUUGUCAUAUCCAAUACCACCACAGAAGGAACCGCGGUGUACGAGCCAAUGUCAUUCACAGUUAGCUUCAAUAAGAGGAAAGAUCUGACAAGUAUAGUUGACGAACCAGAUAGAAGACCAAGUAUGCCGAAAUCAAAAGCACCCUUCAUCCCAACCACUAACCAAUUUCAAGAAGCGAUUGUUGACAUCAAUGCAAUCUAUAUGAUGUAUGGUAUCCCAAAAUCAUUACUCGAUCUCUUUCAUGAAAUAAUACACCUCACAAAUCAUAAAAAUAUGUUUAGACGUUGGAAAGUCUUCCCCCGAAAUUUUCCAAAAAUUUGUGCCGAAAUUGAAGAUCGAUUAAUUAAUUGGAAAAUCGCCGAUCUGAAUUGGGAACUAGAUUCAGAUAAUAAUGCAUUUCAUAAAUGUCUCGAACUAAACAUCUUAUCUUUCCAUUGUGCUUUGAUCGUAUAUUAUAAUCGAUUAAUCAAAGAUCGAACAAAAGUAACCGAAUAUCAACAAUAUAUAACUCAAUCUGUCCAAUAUCUUGAACAACUAAUCCAAUUAUCCAGCACGGCGACUGAUUUUAAAGUCAGACCAUUAUUUUGGACCUUGCUAGUAUGUGGAGCGGAUAGUUUGGACACGACUACACAAAAAACGAUUCAGAAUAUGUGGAAGAAGACGGAUAAUUAUGCUUUACAGUCGAAUUAUUGGCGGGCGAAACAGAUUUUGUAUGAGGUUUGGAAGAGAAGGAAGAUUGGUGAAGAUUUGGGAUUUAUGGAUAUGGUUAGAGAAUGGGAUAUUGUAUUGUAUUUAGGAUGA
Messenger RNA from Hemisphaericaspora subhashii, 2316 nucleotides. RefSeq names its product Arg83p (gene ARG83). The transcript has a single exon. The record is from RefSeq and is a predicted model, not a curated record. NCBI's taxonomy places the organism in Eukaryota, Fungi, Ascomycota, Pichiomycetes, Serinales, Debaryomycetaceae. Bases 1 to 2316 code for a protein of 771 amino acids.